GGAGGGGGAGGGAAGAAAGGCAGAGACGGACGGAGUGGUUUCUUUCUUUCCUUUUUUUUUUUUUUAGAGAGAGAGACAGAGAGAGAGAAGAGCAGACUCACCAAAUACUCUGCAAGCUCCGUCAAAAGCUGAGUGACUAUGAGCACCUCAGGGCUUCAGGCCACUAACCGGCAGAACGUGAAGGAGCUCGACAGCAUGAAGGAGUCCAUCAGCGACAUCAUCAACCAGCUCCAGGACAUCGACCCGGCCAGGCUCUCCUUCUCCCCCUUCCUGGACCUGGAUACUCAGAUCUCUUUGGCGCCGGUGUCAGACAGCCCAGAGUCCUCGGUGGAGGAGCUGCACUCGUCCUCCCACUCUGUCUCCGGCUCCCAGCGCUCCCUUGAACCACCACCAGCAACCGAUCAGCCAAAGAGCUCUGCUCCCUGCCACCAGCAGCCCAACGACGGCCUCCCAGAUGAGCCACGAGCAGAUCAGACAGAGGAGGGGGAGCUGGAUCAAACAGUUUCCAGUCAUAUCAUCACAGCACACAAUUUGGACGCUGCCACGGAAAACUGCAUCAGCACUCCAACCCCGGCCUCUCAGGGAGACAUUCCCAAUGGCACAGACACACCGAGAUGGAGUCCAGAAUCCACCAACCUGGACUCCACUGUGGACGAGGGUCGACCUCUGAUAGGCCCACCGCCAGAGAGUGUGGAGCUGACAGUGUGGAGCUCAGAGGCACAGCGAGAGACUUGCGAGGCCGUAGAAGAACCUUCGGAUCGGGGGAGAUGCUGCUGCCAGUGUAAAUCCUGUCGGAGCGGCCGGGUUCCUGCUUUCUACUCAGUCGUGGCCUCUCUUCUGUGUGCAGCCGGGAUCCUCUAUGCACUCUAUUUCUAUGUCCCCAUUAAACCCCCCGACUGCCCCGACAUAGGCAGCCGCAUCCUUUUCACCCUCUGCUGCUGUGUGGUGGCAGCCAUCCCCAUUCUCCUCGCGAUGCUCAUGGGUGCGGUGUGCCAGUUCUGCACCGGCUCCCUUAGUCUGCAGGAGUCAUUUCCCAGAAGACGGUCGGUGCAGCAGCUGUUUGUCACGGCGUCCUUGGAACAGUUUCUCCUCUAUGUCCUCAACCUUGUCGUUAUGGCCACUUUACUGCCUCAAGAUCAGCUGAAGUUGGUGCCUAUACUGGUUGCCAUAUUCAUCUUUGGAAGGCUUGUUUACUGGGUCAGCCUGAACGUGUGCAGCUCCUGGCGAGGCUUCGGCUCCGGCCUGACCGUCUUCCCGCUCAUUGCCAUGGUGGCUCUCAAUCUGUUCCUCAUGUACAUCCUGAAUCUCAAAGAGCCACUUUUUGGCUCUCAGGACGUCCUCUAUAAUCAGGUCACCCCCUCUUCCUGGUCAGAAACAUCACAGAACCAGAGUGGCAAACCAGACAUCCUACCCACAGUCAUCCUGGACUCUCAGUGAGGAGGCGAGCUGCGCUUUCUUCUUUCAGAGGAGGAGAUCUUUCCAAAAAUAGGCCAUUCCUGUGGUCUGCAGUUCAGCACAGCUACACACGCUGCCACUAUAACCUCCAAGUCUGUGACGGCUUAACUUGUAUUUUUGCUCCUCCUAUACAGGACUGUUUUUUAAAAUGUGGAUUCAUGCUUAUUAUCUGAAAUGCAAGAGCUCUUUGCCUGCUAGUGGCAGAUGAAGCCUUUGAACAAUGCUGUAGUCUUAAAACAUGUGUCCUUUUAAGCUAUUCCAGUGCCUAUAUUUAAUGUUUUGAACUCUAAGUACUUAAAAACUCUGCUAUAUAUAUGACUGAAUUUGGUUUGACCUUAAAAAAAAACCACAAGCAAAGCAAAUUCAAUUCUCAGACUUUAUUAUUUUGACUGUCCAAAAAGUUUGUAUAUGGUGAAGGCAGAAU
This is a messenger RNA of Toxotes jaculatrix (banded archerfish), 1879 nucleotides long. RefSeq lists its product as uncharacterized. Lineage: Eukaryota; Metazoa; Chordata; Actinopteri; Toxotidae. The record is from RefSeq and is a predicted model, not a curated record. The transcript is spliced from 5 exons. Gene Ontology annotation, cellular component: lysosomal membrane; trans-Golgi network membrane. Gene Ontology annotation, biological process: regulated exocytosis. Bases 139 to 1437 code for a protein of 432 amino acids.